Molecule: messenger RNA, 2249 nt
Organism: Zingiber officinale
Lineage: Eukaryota; Viridiplantae; Streptophyta; Magnoliopsida; Zingiberales; Zingiberaceae
Product: protein LOW PSII ACCUMULATION 1, chloroplastic-like
Exons: 11
Coding region: 357-1757 (466 amino acids)
Biological process (GO): photosystem II oxygen evolving complex assembly
Cellular component (GO): chloroplast
Molecular function (GO): protein binding
Source: RefSeq, a predicted model, not a curated record
UGCUUUUCCUUACCACAAGGAUCUAUAUCCCUAUCGACCAUCUAAUGAAACUAAUUGGGGAAUUACCGUAGCCUUUUAUGGACGAGGAAGACGAAGGUGUGGCCGCAGUAGGUCUAGGCAGAGAGCUCAUCGGCGUAGGGUAUCUCUGACCAGUUUCCGGUGCGCUCGGCGUGCUCCGCGAGCACCAUAGUCCCCCGUGCUGCGAGCCCGUACACCAACCACUCCGGCCUCCCCUCCUCUUCCGCCGCCGCCAUCGCCGCACUGGAGCAAAAUGUUAUUAUGAAAAUUCUGAAAGGUAAAAUACAAAAAGCCGACAGCUCCGGGGUUCUCUCCGACGAUCGCUAUAUCGACGGCCCAUGCAAGAGCUGCUGAUAUUGACGAUUGGAUUCCAUCCGCCGUAUAUGUGGAUAAGAAUAAUUCUCCGGCGAGAGCCGAUGGCCGCCAUGGCUUCCUCCCUCGCUCUCCAGCAACAUCUCCUCAGCGGCACCAAGUCGAACUCUUGGACUAUGCGCAAGUCUCAUCUCAGAAUCCGUCGUCGCUUUAUCCCCAUCUCUGCCUCCCCCUCCUCUUCCACUCCGCCCUCCUCCUCCUCCUCGCCGGAGAAGACGGCGCAGACGGCGGAGUUGUGCGUUAAUGAUGGACUCGAACUGUUCUCCAAAGGGCGGGUAAAAGAAGCCCUAAUGCAGUUCGAGAAUGCACUGACUUUAAAUCCAAAUCCUAAGGAAUCGCAAGCAGCAUUGUACAACAAAGCAUGCUGCCAUGCAUACAGAGGUGAAGGUAGGCAAGCAGCAGAAUGUCUGCGAACUGCUUUGCGAGAUUAUAAUCUCAAAUUCAGCACUAUUCUCGAUGAUCCUGACUUGGCCUCAUUCAGAGCAUUGCCAGAAUUCAAAGAACUGCAAGAAGAGGCCAGGCUGGGUGGUGAAGAAAUUGGUUAUGGAUUUCGAAGGGAUCUGAAACUUAUUAGUGAAGUUCAAGCACCAUUUCGUGGUGUGAGAAGGUUCUUUUAUGUGGCUUUAACUGCUGCAGCUGGAAUUUCAUUGUUUUUUACCAUUCCACGGCUUAUUCUUGCAAUUAAUGGUGGUGAAGGUGCUCCUGAUCUAUGGGAGACUGCUGGAAAUGUCUCCAUUAAUGCUGGCGGCAUCAUUAUUCUUGUGGCAUUUUUUAUCUGGGACAACAAGAAAGAAGAGGAACAACUUGCCCAAAUAUCACGUGAUGAAACUCUAUCAAGAUUGCCGUUGCGUCUUUCAACCAAUCGGAUUGUUGAACUAGUGCAGCUUCGUGACACUUGUCGACCGGUAAUUUUGGCAGGGAAGAAGGAGACUGUCUCAAGGGCAAUGGAGAAAGCUGAGAGGUUCCGAACUGAACUGCUUAAGCGAGGUGUGCUUCUAAUUCCUGUUGUUUGGGGUGAUUACAGCAAGGGUAUUGUUGAGAAAAAAGGCUUCGGUGGUCCUGCAAAAUCUGCAUCAUCUCUUCCUUCCAUUGGGGAUGAUUUCGAUAAGCGAACUCAAUCCGUAACUGUAAAGUCACGUUUAAAAGCUGAAGUGCGCUUCAAGGCUGAUAUAGUUUCACCUUAUGAAUGGGAGAGGUGGAUACGCGACCAGCAAAAAUCUGAAGGAGUUGAACCAGGUGACGAUGUUUUUAUAGUUUUACGUCUCGAUGGACGUGUUCGAAAAUCAGGACAGGGCAUGCCAGAUUGGCAGGAGAUCGUCAAAGAGUUACCGCCACUAGAAGCUUUGCUCAGCAAACUCGAAAGAUGAAUCCAUUUCUACUGCAAAUGGAAAACAGAACUUCAAACUUAGCUGAAAAGAUUAGCAACUCGAGCUUGUCUACUACUCCAUCACCGGUUCCGGCAAACAAGGACCAAUCUCAUAGUUCUCAAGUCCGGCAAGAGGAUCUAGCGUUUACCAUGAAGGGAAUCCAACUAGCACCUUGUCAUCUCUUCAUCUCGCGGGCAUUGUAACAUGCCUAAGAUCACACUAAGUGUCCAUAAGGAUACCAAAUCAUGAAAGGAUAUGAGAUCGAUCUCGUUUUCUCUUGGAAAUAAGAUAAUGCCAUUGCGUUUCUGUAAAGAGAGAUAUGCCCGAGCGACCAUCCACACGAUGUAACUAGAGAGCCCGAUCUUGCCUUUGUAAAUGGAGAUGGGUUUGGGGCCUACGAGCACAUUGCAAAGGCCAUGAUCUCUCAUUUUAUGAAGCUUGUAUAAACUUGAUGCUUCAAGUUAUGCCCUCGUCAAGCUCAUUUGAAUAGAA